AUGACCACCAACAGCAUCUCUUCGACUAAAGCUAAGGCCCGAACCUUGAAUGUGUCCGGUCCUAUGGACGUCUACGAAGUUUUAUCAACAACCAGCAACUCUACAUAUCCUUUGCGGGAUGCCCAUGCUUCUAUAGUAUGUAAAGGUCUGAACGGCAACAACGGUUACAAGUACCAAGUGAAGUUGUCCGCGUAUGCGAACGAAGCCAGCCUACUUCAAACUGAUGGUGUCUACGUGAUGAAAUCGAGAAUGAUCGCACCCAACGUGGAAGACAAUGUACCAACAUUGUACUAUGAGGCCGAUCACGCGAUGCUGGUCAAUACUUCCAAAGAUGUGAAGGGUUCGUUAGCUGACAACACAGCUGUCUCAGGUCUCGCCUUAAUUGUUGAUAGAUAUACAAUUCAAGAAGACUCCUACGAUAAGCCGACCGUGGUCGCCGUUGCUGAGCAUUGUGAUUAUGACAACGCGGCGAAGGAGAUGGUCACCUUUAAAGUCGCCUACUACAUACGCCCCGUUAGGAACCUCCUCGCCAUGCAAACUUUGUUCCAAGUCAACCGAGAAGCGGUUAUCACUGGCUACCUUAUUGAUUACGACACGGAUAAUAAUCGCUUCGUUUGUGAUGUCACCGGGAUUAACCUGACCGUGGUUCGAGAAGCGGGUAGGUCCUCCACAACCACCGUCAAAACCAAAGAUACUGGUCAAACCCCGUCGGGCCGUGCUAGAGGAAAAUUUUUCAAAAAAGGUAAAAUUGAUUCCCAAUCAAAUAAGCACACCAUUGCGACUGAAGGUGUCGACGAGGCGAACUCAGUCAAAGGGUCUAAAAGACCGAAGAAAUAA
Molecule: messenger RNA, 837 nt
Organism: Melampsora larici-populina 98AG31
Lineage: Eukaryota; Fungi; Basidiomycota; Pucciniomycetes; Pucciniales; Melampsoraceae
Exons: 5
Coding region: 1-837 (278 amino acids)
Source: RefSeq, a predicted model, not a curated record